UUGUUGGCUCAAGUUAUGAUAUGAGACCUUGACCUGGUCCCGGCCCGUGAACCAGGAGCACACAGUUCUUCAUUCUGUCUCCAGCCUCCUCUGCUCUGUGUGUGGGGACGGAGCUCGUUGUCUUCCCACCGGUCGGAGGGCGCCAUGGCGGUGGGAUCCCUUCAAACUCUAGCAUUCAGGCCUCCAUCGGCCGCAGGAAAUGGCGUUUCCGGGCGACGAACAGCGUCUUUUCCGGCGAAUCUUUUCAGUUUCCCACGCGAGUUUCUCAUUGCUAUCGCUCCUCCGUCGCUCUUCGCCGAAUCUCGUCAGGUUGUGCGAUAUCUGCGGGCAACUGGAGGAUCCGACCAGGUAUAUGGUGAUGGAAAUGAUCAGAGUAAGGAUUCAAAUAUUCAGAAGGUCUUUUCUUGGACACAGCCAUUGUUGGACUUUGUAGGAACCAACUUCCUUCCUUUAGCUCUUGUCAGUGGAAUAACUAUAGGACUUGUCAAUCCAACUCCUGGCUGUCUUGCUCACAAAUAUUCUUGGUCAAGAUUUAGUACCUGUGGGAUCUUCUUUAUCUCAGGACUCAUGUUGAGCAGUAGGGAACUUGGUGCAGCUAUAGAAGCUUGGCCUGCGGGACUUUUUGGGCUAGGUUCAAUUCUGUUGUUUACUCCUUUUUUCUCAAGGCUUAUCUUACAAAUUCAGUUGAUGCCUCAUGAAUUUGUCACUGGGUUAGCAAUUUUUUGCUGCAUGCCAACAACCUUGUCAAGUGGAGUUGCAUUGACACGACUUGCUGCGGGGAAUGCUGCUCUUGCUCUUGCAAUGACUGUGAUAUCUAAUUUGUUAGGCAUUAUGAUCGUGCCAUUUUCUAUCUCUAGGUACAUAGGAGUGGGAGCUGGGGUGUCUGUCCCUACUUCGCAAUUAUUUAAAAGUCUUAUCACUAAACUUUUGGUCCCACUCAUUAUCGGAAAGGUUGUUCGGGAUUCCUCAGAACGCAUGGCAGAAUAUGUUGAUCGAAAUCUUCGUUCUUUCUCAAUGAUUAAUGCAGUACUUCUUAGCCUAGUGCCAUGGAUGCAAGUGAGCAGAUCAAGAUCUCUACUAUUGACAGUGAAGCCAGCAGUUUUUGCUGUCGCCAUUGGUAUGGGAAUACUACUACAUCUCAUUCUGUUGGCAUUCAACGCCCUAACAGUGCGUAGCCUGUCAGUAGUCUCUGGCGGUAGCAAAUCGGUUUUUGCAAAGAAAGAGAAUGCCCGUGCUGUAAUAGUAGUUGCCAGCCAGAAAACACUACCUGUAAUGGUCGCUGUUGUUGAGCAGCUUGGCAGAGCAUUCGGUGAACCUGGAUUAUUAGUCUUACCAUGUGUUGCUUCCCACAUCAUGCAGAUAGUCAUCGACUCCUUUAUAGUAAACUUGUGGCUUUGGAAGGAUCAACUUUCUGCUAAAAUCAAAGAAGCUUAGACCAUGAAACAACCCAUGUUUAUAUGCCAUAGCUUGUCGCAGAAUCUCCUGCUGGGUGAUGCAUGAGAAGUACUGUUCAUCAGAUUAUGCAACCAUCUAGACCCCAGUAAUCGUGCUGGUUGGUCCCUGUUUGAGGAUGCACUUAGCUGCAACUAGGAUCUGCUUAUUCUUUCAGGGAGCCCCAAUUGUAUUCUAUUUAUAGGUGCAACUGCAAAAGGAUUUAACAUUAAUUUUGCUGCUUUGUAGGCUUCAGAUGCAGUUAUCUGGAUUAAAGCAUGUGUUGCCCAUCCAACUUAAGAAAUACAGUUGCUAGUUUCCAUCUCAUCUGUAUAA
Elaeis guineensis (African oil palm) is the source of this 1767-nucleotide messenger RNA. RefSeq names its product probable sodium/metabolite cotransporter BASS4, chloroplastic. Gene Ontology annotation, cellular component: chloroplast envelope. NCBI's taxonomy places the organism in Eukaryota, Viridiplantae, Streptophyta, Magnoliopsida, Arecales, Arecaceae. The record is from RefSeq and is a predicted model, not a curated record.